AUGGCUGGAGUUUCUGGAUUGGCAACCAACGGGGAAGCAUGGCAUGCGGAGCACAAUCUACAUGAGAGACCAUCAGCGUAUGUCAAGAGGCUAAAAGCGUCUGGAGAGGGACUAUGCAUUGGUCCUUCCACCUACAUAUUUAUUAAAAGGGCCUCUACAAACCUCAGUCCACAAUCGACUUCCUUUACAGAUGUGGCAACGGCAUCCCCGAUUCAUAUCUUAAUUUACAACUGCCCCGGCGGUGCUUCGGAUAUAGACAUAGAUUCCGAUACAAUCAUCGAACUGUCAAAGCACCCAAAUAUAGUCGGCUGCAAGCUUACCUGUGGCAAUACAGGAAAAGCUCAAGCUUGUGAUGAGAUCAUUGAGCUUUACAAGACUGGAGAAUUCACUGAAGCCCAAAAGCUACAAGCGAUUGUAGCUCAAGGGGAUUGGAUAUCAAUUCAAGAAGGCGUGGUUGGUACGAAAAGCGGCCUGCUAUCCUACUUUGGAUACGGUGGGUGUGGGCGCAAGCCCCUUCCGAGCAUGACAAAACAGGAGGCCUUCAAAUACUCCGAGGGUUUUAAGGAGCUGGUAACUGUCGAGAAGGCUCGUUGA
Molecule: messenger RNA, 594 nt
Organism: Histoplasma capsulatum G186AR
Lineage: Eukaryota; Fungi; Ascomycota; Eurotiomycetes; Onygenales; Ajellomycetaceae
Product: dihydrodipicolinate synthase
Exons: 3
Coding region: 1-594 (197 amino acids)
Molecular function (GO): 4-hydroxy-tetrahydrodipicolinate synthase activity
Source: RefSeq, a predicted model, not a curated record